Plasmodium coatneyi is the source of this 2088-nucleotide messenger RNA. RefSeq lists its product as uncharacterized. The transcript is spliced from 2 exons. The record is from RefSeq and is a predicted model, not a curated record. The coding region runs from base 1 to 2088 and encodes 695 amino acids. NCBI's taxonomy places the organism in Eukaryota, Apicomplexa, Aconoidasida, Haemosporida, Plasmodiidae.
AUGCUGUGUCGUAACGAGAAAUUGGUGAGACAAAUGAACAAGCUGGGGAGGAUAAUGACGCCCCGUAAGAGGAAGAAGGGUCAAUGGCACUUCUACCAUUUUGAGUACAGCACAAAUGUCGGGCAAAGAUGCGUACAGAAGGAGAAGGAUAGCUUUAAGGAAACGUGGAAAACGGUUGUUAGGCAGGAUUAUAUAAAAAGAAUUAUGAACAUUUUUGGAGAGGAGAAUUUUACUAAUAAGCGUAACGGAGGAGGGGGUCGGGGAUCCCCCUACCCUUGUUACUUUGUCUUGGGGGCGGAAGGUGUGGGGAAGAAGUUUUUCAUACAAAAGGCGAAGGACGUGUUUUUAAGAGGGCAGUCCCAUUUGGGGAGCGAGCCAAAUGGUGUUCCCCACCACGGGGGGCAUCUUCAUGGAGAAGGAAAAGGAAGCAGAAGAAGUAUUUUUUUCGAGUACGACUUUAAAGACGUAAACCAAAACGAAUCGAUCAUCCCCUUCUCCGUGAAAUUACACAAGUUGGAAGAGUUCCUAAGGUACAAAUUGAUGAAAGAAGUAAACAGCGACGUGGCAAGUGGAAAGAUAAAGAUGAGCAAUAUUUAUGAGCAGUUCAUCUUGGGGGGAAGAGUAAACGAUGGGGGAGACGCCCUUUUUGCGAAAUUCCCAGUCCUAUUCAAACACAUAUUAAACACCCCACAAAUGUAUGAUUAUUUGAAUGACCAAGACAGGAAGAACAUCGCCAAGUGGAUAAACUUGUUGGAAAAGAACAACUACACGUGUGAUAAUUUUCUUUCCUUUUUAAACAUCCUUUUGAAAAAAAUUAAACAGUGUGAAGAAUACCAGUAUUGUAUGAACAACUCGGAGGGAAUUCUUACCAAUUUUUCUAGUGGACUAUUCCUCUAUGGUUAUUUUUUGUCUUUAAUUAACUUUUUACGAAGCAAAUAUGGAUACAAUUUUUGUUUCAUUUUUUAUAAUUUGCAUUGUUUCCUUUUGGGUCCUCAGCCCGCGCGGAAUUUCCACUUUUUUGCCAAAUGGUGUGAAGAAAAUGUGGACAGGCACAACGUCCCGGUCAUUUUUCACUCCAUUAAGAAUAUAGAGAUGAUGAAGUUUGUGUUCGUUUUUAAUAACCUGGUGGUGAGGCAUGUUGGCAAUGUUCGACACGGUGGUAGCACUGGCGACGGUGCAGAGAAAUCACCGCAAAUAAAUGGGAACCUAGUUAGGGAGAGUGACUUCCCCCCCAAUACUCACAACCUGACGAAGAAGGAGCUGCAGAAGUAUCACCUCAUAAGGGAACAUCUAAUCGAAAUAAACGAACUUUCCUACGACAUGGUCAGGUGUUUAGUCAUUCCUAAUUAUGUGAAGAACGAAAAGGUGGUCAAGUGUAUUUACGACAUCAUAGGGGGGAAUGCCCACUUAGUAAAAACAGUUUGUAAAGGGUUACAUGAUCUGAACAGCCAGUUUGAUGAAGACAAAAUGAGGAACCAAAUUGAAGCGGAAAAAAAACAAAACGUUACUUACGACAUGGAUGAAGAGGGGCAAGUCAACGUAAGGAGUAACACCAUCGAAGAAAUUGUACAACAUCGAAAGUUGGAGCAGCAGAAGGAAUUUUUAAAAAAUAUACAUGAGAAUAUUUUACACACAUUUAUCCUCGACUUCGAGAGGAAAGUACGCACUUUCUUUAGCCUUCCAAAUGUUGAACGGUUAAAGAGGAGCGGAAGCUCCACACAGGGGGAGGGAGGACAACAAGUUGAAAAAGAAACAACGAAGGAAGGACUAACGUAUAUCCAAUUCUACUUCACCAUUUUUGAAGCCAUCAAAUACUUUUUAAAAAAAAAAAAAAUUUUUUGUAAAAAUAUAAUAAACCUGAAUAACCCCAUUUUGCUUGGUCUCAUUGACGUGAACAUUAUUCACUACAACUAUGAACAUGGGUACCUCGAAUUGACCAACCAGCUUUACGAAGUGCUGCUGCUUAACUACAUGGAUAUGAAGUACAGGCAAUUUCCCCUCAAGUACAGAGCCCAGUACAACAUUAACUAUGUGCUUAACUAUAAGAUAAUUCAGCACGAGUUUAACUUGCUGGAGUCGCAGGCGUAG